This is a messenger RNA of Exophiala viscosa, 2813 nucleotides long. Its product is annotated as dolichyl-phosphate-mannose-protein mannosyltransferase. Bases 435 to 2681 code for a protein of 748 amino acids. Gene Ontology annotation, cellular component: endoplasmic reticulum; membrane. The transcript is spliced from 4 exons. Gene Ontology annotation, biological process: protein O-linked glycosylation via mannose. Gene Ontology annotation, molecular function: dolichyl-phosphate-mannose-protein mannosyltransferase activity. The record is from RefSeq and is a predicted model, not a curated record. Lineage: Eukaryota; Fungi; Ascomycota; Eurotiomycetes; Chaetothyriales; Herpotrichiellaceae.
UUAAUGCGGAGCAGCAGCUUUAAGCCUUUAGGCUUGUCCCCCUGAAAGUUUCCGGUCGCGCCAAGUGGUUCGUAGAGUCCCGAGUCUGGCACUUCAGCCAGAGUGGCCCUUCGACGCGCAGCUGCCAUACCCUUCAUUCUUCAAUUAGCAGUCCUCCUGAAUUUAUUUCUCCCUGUCAACAGGGUUGAGAGAUGUGUUCUCUUUCUUCUUCAACUUCAUCUUCAUUCUUCUUCUCUUAAUCGAUCACGUUGUUGAUCUUCACCUUUCAUCACAACUUCUUCCGUUGGCGGAAGGGGACACGCGUUUGGGGAACCCUUUCAUUUCACUCCUUGGACAGCCUUGACAUACCAGGUUACACCAGCUUUCGGAGCUGCGGUUUGACCCUGUUCUGUCGAGUGCUCACCAUCUUCUUCUAAUCCUCCCCAACCCUCAAAAUGACCACCGUAAACGGUGGCUACACCACCGGCGCAGGCGGAGACGAGGCUGAACUGCGCCGACGCAACGUCACAAGCUAUGAGAAUGCCAAUGGCUCACAUAUCUACAAGGUGGAAGCGGAGGACACAAAGAAACUCCAGAAGCAGAAGAGUGGUUUCGUCUCCAGCACACUGAACUUCCUUGACGAAUGGGAGUUUUUGAUCGCUCCCAUCAUUUUCACCGGCUUUGCCCUUUUCACGAGGCUAUGGAGAAUAGGACUCUCUCCCAUUGUAACAUGGGAUGAAGCCCAUUUCGGCAAGUUUGGCUCCCAUUACCUCAAACGAGAGUUCUAUUUCGAUGUGCAUCCUCCCCUUGGGAAGAUGCUGGUCGGUCUGUCAGGUUAUCUGGGUGGCUACAACGGAUCUUUCGAGUUCAAGUCGGGCGAAACAUACCCUGAUCACGUCAACUACACCUUCAUGCGAAUCUUCAAUGCCCUCUUCGGCGCAGUCACAAUCCCCCUUGCAUACUUUACCGCACGAGAACUCAACUUCAAACGCUCUACUGUCUGGUUGGUCACUCUGAUGGUCCUCUGCGAAAACUCAUACGCCACGAUCUCUCGAUUCAUCCUCCUCGAUUCGAUGUUGCUGUGCUUCACCUUCACGACAGUCCUUUGCUGGGCCCGAUUCCAUCGCCUACAACACAAAAGCUUCUCGGUUGAGUGGUUUGCAUGGCUCUUCCUCAGCGGUCUGAGCAUCGGUUGUGUUUGCAGUGUCAAAUGGGUUGGAUUGUUCGGUACCGCCUUGGUUGGUCUCUACACCGCGGAAGAUCUGUGGAACAAGUUCGGCGAUCUUAAGAUGCCAAAGACAGAAUUGGCCGCACAUGUGGUUGCAAGAGUCGGUGGUCUCAUCGUCAUCCCGAUGCUUGUCUACAUGUUCUCCUUCUACCUUCACUUCUUGAUCCUGGAGAACUCGGGACCUGGGGAUGCGCAGAUGUCAUCUCUCUUCCAGGCAAACCUUAAGGGAACCGAGGUCGGCAAAGACUCACCUUUGGAACUCGCCUUGGGCUCCAGAGUGACGAUCAAGAACAUGGGAUACGGAGGUGGUUUACUGCAUUCGCACGUUCAAACAUAUCCUGAGGGCAGUGGACAACAACAGGUGACUUGUUAUCACCACAAGGAUGCCAACAAUGACUGGUUCUUUUACCCCAAUCGAAGCCAAGCUGAAUUCGACCCUGAAGGACCUCUGAGCUUCAUCCAGGACAAACAGGUCAUGCGUCUUAUCCAUGCCCAGACUGGUCGAAACCUUCAUUCUCAUUCUGUGGCGGCUCCUGUAACCAAAUCUGAUUGGGAGGUGUCCUGCUAUGGUAAUCUGACUGUGGGAGACGACAAAGACCACUGGCAAAUUGAAGUUGUCAGUGAUGCCGCGUCUUCUGACCGAUCCCGGAUACGAACCUUGACUACUGCAUUCCGAUUGAAGCAUCCUAGCCUUGGCUGCUAUCUCCGUGCUGGAACGGUCAACCUCCCUCAAUGGGGGUUCAAGCAGAUCGAAACGACUUGUGUGAAGAAUGCCAGCCCUCGAGAUGUCUAUACUCAUUGGAACGUGGAAUCUCACGUCAACGAGCGAGUGCCUCCUGCUGAAGCAAAGAACUACCGAUCACCAUUUCUGAAAGAUUUCAUCCAUCUCAACGUCGCCAUGUCGACUUCCAACAAUGCUUUGGUACCUGAUCCAGACAAGCAAGAUGACUUGGCUUCCAAGUUCUGGCAAUGGCCUAUCCUUCAUGUUGGUCUUCGCAUGUGCUCUUGGGAUAACCAUAUCGUCAAAUACUUUUUGCUCGGCAAUCCCAUCGUCUACUGGGGCUCUACGGCAGCAAUCGCCGUGACCCCAUUGCUCGUCUUAUGGUAUUUGAUUCGAUGGCAGAGAGGAUACGAUGAGCUGCGUCCAAGUGAUAUUGAUCAGAUUCACUACGCGGGCAUCUAUCCUUUCAUUGGCUGGGUUUUCCACUAUCUACCCUUCUUGAUCAUGGGACGUGUGACCUAUGUUCACCAUUACUACCCAGCACUUUACUUUGCAAUCCUGGUCGCCGGCUUCUGCGUGGACUGGACAACACAAAAGCUCAACAAAACCACUCGAUGGGGACUUUACACUAUUUUGUACGGCGUGGUCAUUGGACUAUUCGUCCUUUUCAGUCCAAUUGUCUUUGGUAUGAAAGGACCAAACCAAGAUUAUGCAUACCUGAAGUGGUUUGACCGAUGGAGAAUCUCAGACUAAGGUCGGGAAACGGUCAUGCCUUCUUAGUCUAUCAUGACAUCUUGUUGUCUGGUGGUACUUGGAUGGUAGAACGAAACAUGAGAGAUUGCAAUGCAAGAUGUAUGAGGAAGCUUUCCUGGAAUAGUCGAUGCA